Scomber japonicus (chub mackerel) is the source of this 2457-nucleotide messenger RNA. It is a transcript of the gene il12rb2, whose product is annotated as interleukin 12 receptor, beta 2a. The transcript is spliced from 15 exons. Bases 12 to 2420 code for a protein of 802 amino acids. NCBI's taxonomy places the organism in Eukaryota, Metazoa, Chordata, Actinopteri, Scombriformes, Scombridae. Gene Ontology annotation, cellular component: membrane. The record is from RefSeq and is a predicted model, not a curated record. Gene Ontology annotation, molecular function: protein binding; cytokine receptor activity.
UAACAAGACUCAUGGCGACAAAGUCCCAAACAUGGUCCAUGUUCACUGUCAUUCUAGCGCUGGCUGUGCAGUUAUGUAUAGGUGUGAAACCAUGUGUCAUCUGGUCCAGCGCUGGACCUGUGGUGCAGCGAGGUUCCACUUUCAAGGUGUAUUGCACCUUUAACUGCAAGUGCAAGUACUCCAUGUUCAACGACCAACUAAUGGAACCACAGAGUCACCAAAAAUUUAAUUAUACUACUACAUAUUUGAAUGUGGUGAAUAUUACAACUGACAGUACAUACAGCUGUGUGUGUGCCUGUGACCCUGAACCUCAACCAGACCCCUGUGGAAUAGACAUCUCAGUUGGAUAUCCACCAGAUCGCCCUACAAACAUUUCAUGCUUAAACAACGUUCUUAAUAAUGGAAGUGGACUUGUUAAUUGCACUUGGAACAGCGGACGGCAUACUUAUAUUAAGACUACAGCAAAACUGGAGGUGAUAACUGUAUCUGAAAGCCACACAGGUGAACCACUGUCUGUCACAGCCUCCAGCAAGGGAACUGAUUUUCCAUCAGCUAGUUUCAUUGUGGACAGCUCAGUCCAGUUCAUCUCUGUGUGGAUCAAAGCCCAAAAUGAUCUGAAUGCUACUGAGUCUGCCCCCAUCAACUACUCACUCAGUGACAUUGCGAUACCAUCCACUCCUGUUCUCGGUCAACCCAAUUGCUCUUCCAGGCAGUGCAUCAUCAAAGUAGAGCAGAAGACACCACACCUGGAGAUCCAAUACAGAACAGAACAACAUCCAUGGACAACUAAUCCAGACUCAGAAAUGCAGUCUCAGUCCAUUUCCUCCCUGGAGCCCUACAGGUUGUAUCACUUCAGAGCCAGAUCCAGAUUCAGCUCUGGCCUGUGGAGCCAGUGGAGUGCACAUGUUUCAAGCUGGACUCAAGAAGAGGCUCCUGCCAAAGAGUUGGAUGUGUGGUAUUCUGAAUCUGCCUCUGACUCUAAUUCCCUGACAGUUUAUUGGAAGGACACUGACAUCUCCAUCGCUAGAGGGAAGAUCUUAGAGUACAUAGUCAGCGUUAACAACUCAGACUCUAAAUUGAUCUUCAUCACUAACCUGAGUGCACAAAACAGAAAUUGUUUAGUGCAAUCCUGUCCCAACUGUGAAGUGACAGUGUGUGCUCGCAACUCUAAAGGACUCUCCCCACCUGCAAGAAUUACAACCUACCGCAUGACAGCCGAGCCCCCUCCGGAUGUGCAUUUCAUGCCUAGCAAUCACAGUGUCACCAUCUCCUGGAGCAAGCCUGAAACUGCACUGCUGCCAGCUGGGUACGUGGUGGAGUGGUACCCGGAGGGCUACAAGCAGGAAGAGCUUAGAUGGAACAGACUGAGCAGGAAUGACAACCAUGCUGUCAUUACAGGUGUUAACCCAUUUGAAUGCUAUGAGGCAGCUGUGUAUGUUCUGUAUAAUGACCGCUCUAUGACUAGGAGCAGGUCUACACGCUUCUACACUAUGGAGUCAGCCCCAGUAUCUGGUCCAUCUGUCAAGGAGACGGUUAAGGGAGACACAGUAAUAGUGACCUGGACGGAGCUUCCCAGGGGUCAGCGUGGGGGUUGUAUCACCCAGUAUACCAUCUAUCUAGAAAACAGCAGCGGAAAACAGGAGACUUACAAUAUAAAAACAGAAAAUAAAAGAGAACACAUCAUCAAAAGCCUGCCUCCAUCUGGAUACAGCCUGUGGAUGACUGCUUGGACUGCUAAAGGAGAGGGCCCUGCAGGUCAAAAGGUCAAAAUCUUCAUCCAGCAAGACAACCAACUGCACCUCAUACUGGUGUGUGCGGUGGUCUUCAUCGCCAUGGUGUUUCUGCUGUGUCUGUGCCAGAGUUCGGCAGUAAAGCAGAGGUUGUGGGUGUAUUUCCAGUGCUUCAUGCUCGAUGUUGUUCCAGAUCCUGCAAACAGCAAAUGGGCAAAAGAGUGCACCCAAGAGAAGGGCAAGAUGAACCUCCCACUCCAGCUGAGUAACUCAAGUACCACAGAGGAGGACGAGCCCAUCCUCGUAGAUGUUGAGGAGCUACCCAGGCAGAUCUGUGACAUCUCCGUACCUUCAAAUGUCUCCUCACAGCCCCCUGAGACCCAACCAGCCACCCUGCUGUACCCUCUCACCACGUACAUCAAGAGCUUCUCCCAUGACUCUGACAGCUCCGACCACACGCACACGUCUUUGGAAACAAACACGACGAUUGACUAUAUCUCAUCACACGGACUGGGAAACAUGGACGAGGAAGAUCAGGAGGAGGAGGAGAGGAUGGAGGAGGAGGAAGAGUUCGCUGAAGUGCUUGGUUUCUUCCCCAGUCACAACGCUUUCAUGGAGCCACUGAUGUUCGGAGGGAAGUUGACUCUCGAUGCGGUCAAAAUCGACUGCAGCAACUUUGAGAACAGUUAGUGUUAACCUGAAACCAGAACUCUUUGGUGAGAUGAGG